AGUUGGGAUAUUCAACUCUCGGAAGCCGGAUCGUGGCGAACCAGUUCCCUUGUCCGACUAGCACGUGUGGUGCGUCUUUUCGUAUUUUUAGAUAAGACAAAUGCAUUCGAUCCGGCUACUGAUACGGCUCGGAAGCGUCGCUAUGUUGUUUUUUCGGUGCCCCCAGUACCAAGACGCGCGUUUUUUCUUCGGGUUGUCGCGUUGCUGAGCACGCAAAGCUCAGGCGCUCGAGUGAUUGACUCUGAAAGGGUGCACUAUGUGGCUUCAAAUAGUCGCCCUGCUGCUUGUUUCCGGCUAUUUUCCUGCGACGCACUCUCAGG
Messenger RNA from Dendroctonus ponderosae (mountain pine beetle), 320 nucleotides. RefSeq lists its product as uncharacterized. NCBI's taxonomy places the organism in Eukaryota, Metazoa, Arthropoda, Insecta, Coleoptera, Curculionidae. The record is from RefSeq and is a predicted model, not a curated record.